AAAAGAUAAUUGCUCCCUUUUUUUACCUGUCAGUAUCAAAGAAAAUGGUGGGAAAAAGAAUUACGACGACGAAAAGCGAGAACAAAAAUCUGGACACUGUUUAACCCAUCUAUAAAAACGCCUCAGAUCCCUUUUCUUUUAAAAUCUUCUGACAACAUUUAGCCAUUAAUUAUCUCCUUCUACAUCAGAUUAUUUUUUCUCCGUAAGUUCUAUUUUCAUGUAAUUUCUUUGCCAUUUGUUCCAAGUAUCAAAAUUUAUAAAUCAUAUGCUUGAAUCAUAUCUUAUAUUACCACAUUUCUGAAUAUUAUAGUUUAUAUAAGCUUUUGCUAUGAUUCCAAAUAAUGGUUUUUUGUUUGGCAAGAUGAAACCUUGUUGUAGAAUCCUAUCAACAUGUAGAAAUUUAACUAGUUUUGUUCCUCAACCCCAAAUUUGCCCACAUUUAACAAGUGGGAAUUUGUCAAAUUUCGGUUAUGAUUUCGUUAAUAAUCACAAAAUUCAUAGUUUCCCAUUUCAAUUGCCGGGUUUCCCAUGUGUAAUUCAUCAUACCCAGAAAAAUUCCUGCUUAAAUCAAGCAAGUGUUGGGCAAUUUAGGCUUUGUUCUAGGGUUGGGUUAGGUAGAAAUGGGUUAUUGGUUGGAUGUGCUGCUUAUGAUGUGAGGAAUUGUUCCACAAAAGUUGAUUCCAAGGUUAAUGAUAAGAACUUUGAGAGUGUUUAUAUUAAGGGUGGGGUGAAUGUUGAACCUUUGGUGGUUGAGAAAACAGAUGAGGAUGAAGGACAUUUAAGGGGGAAACAAGGAGAAGUUGGUGGGGAUGUAGAGGGUGAGAAGGGGGAUUUGAAGGUUGAAGGCCGAAAGCGAGAGGAGUCGGAGAUUGAGAAAGAGGCGUGGAGAUUGCUGAGGAAUGCUGUUGUUACUUAUUGCAAUAGCCCCUGUGGGACGGUGGCUGCAAAUGAUCCUAAUGACAAGACACCGUUGAAUUAUGAUCAGGUGUUUCUUCGCGAUUUCAUCCCCUCAGCACUCGCUUUCUUGAUGAAAGGAGAAGGGGAGAUUGUCAAGAACUUCCUUCUCCAUACUUUGCAGCUACAGAGUUGGGAAAAAACAGUGGACUGCUACAGCCCAGGACAAGGAUUAAUGCCUGCAAGUUUCAAAGUUAAGACUCUGCCUCUUGAUGGAGAUAAUGGGAAAUUUGAAGAGGUUUUAGAUCCUGAUUUCGGUGAAUCUGCUAUUGGCCGUGUUGCACCAGUUGAUUCUGGGUUAUGGUGGAUUAUAUUAUUAAGGGCUUAUGGGAAGCUCACUGGGGAUUUUACACUGCAAGAGAGGGUGGAUGUCCAGACUGGGAUUAGAUUGGUCUUGAAUUUGUGUUUAAGCGAUGGGUUUGAUAUGUUUCCCACUCUUCUGGUCACUGAUGGAUCUUGCAUGAUAGAUCGACGGAUGGGUAUCCAUGGGCAUCCCCUUGAGAUUCAAGCUUUAUUUUACUCGGCUCUGCGCUGUUCCCGUGAGAUGCUAGCUGAAGAUGAAGGCUCUAAGAAUCUCAUCAGGGCCAUUAAUAAUAGACUGAGUGCACUGUCUUUUCAUAUCCGAGAAUAUUAUUGGGUAGACGUGAAAAAGAUCAAUGAAAUCUACCGGUACAAAACAGAAGAGUAUUCCACAGACGCUACCAACAAAUUCAACAUAUAUCCUGAACAAAUCCCUCAUUGGUUGAUGGAUUGGAUUCCUAGUGAAGGUGGAUAUAUGCUUGGUAACCUUCAGCCAGCUCACAUGGAUUUUCGUUUCUUUACACUUGGAAAUCUUUGGAGUAUUAUUUCUUCCUUGGGUACUCCAAAGCAAAAUCAGGCAGUUUUGAAUCUGAUUGAAGUCAAAUGGGAUGAUCUUAUUGGCCAUAUGCCUUUGAAGAUUUGCUAUCCUGCUGUCGAGAAUGAAGAAUGGCGUAUAAUUACUGGCAGUGACCCUAAGAACACUCCUUGGUCAUAUCACAAUGGUGGAUCUUGGCCAACGCUUCUAUGGCAGUUCACAUUGGCAUGUAUUAAAAUGGGUCGGACUGAUCUAGCAGAGAAGGCGGUUGAGAUGGCAGAGAAACAGCUUCGUGCAGAUAGGUGGCCUGAAUAUUAUGAUACCCGCUAUGGCAAGUUUGUGGGGAAGCAAGCACGGCUUUACCAAACUUGGACAAUUGCUGGGUUCCUUACUUCCAAAAUGCUGCUUCAAGAUCCGCAUAUGGCAUCCUUGUUGUACUGGGAUGAAGAUUAUGAUCUUCUGGAGAUUUGUGUUUGUGCACUGACCAAAAGCAGCCGCACGAAGUGCUCUCGUGGGGUUGCAAAGUCCCAUAUUCUUAUUUAGGAUUCCUUUGAGGCAGAUGCCUUUAAAAACAGAGCUUGUACAGUAUAUAAAUUUUAGCUAGAAUGAGGGUUUUUUUUUGUCCCUUGCUGCAAAUUGUUAAUUAGUUGCUUCUCCAACUAAUUAUUUAGUUGGUAAGAGAAGUUUGCACUAUUAGCAACUUAGAGAUUUUAGGAAGCUCUGGCAAUCUGUUUGUAUAUACUGUAACAGAUGUUUACUGAUCAUUUAGAAUGAACUACAGCGAUACGUAGGACGACCUUUGAUGUCCUUAAGGUAUACCAUUCCUUUCAGUUCA
Molecule: messenger RNA, 2624 nt
Organism: Beta vulgaris subsp. vulgaris (sugar beet)
Lineage: Eukaryota; Viridiplantae; Streptophyta; Magnoliopsida; Caryophyllales; Amaranthaceae
Product: alkaline/neutral invertase A, mitochondrial
Exons: 6
Coding region: 329-2332 (667 amino acids)
Biological process (GO): sucrose catabolic process
Cellular component (GO): mitochondrion
Molecular function (GO): endo-alpha-N-acetylgalactosaminidase activity; sucrose alpha-glucosidase activity
Source: RefSeq, a predicted model, not a curated record